AUUUAUGUAAUUUUUUUAUUCUAAUUGAUUUUUUUUAUUUUACAACAGUAACAUAUUAUUACAGUCAUCAAAUAUGACCAUGAAGGCCCAGAUCCCGGAAAGCCUCUCAUUGCGAUUCUGUAGAGAAACAGAGAAUGGGCGCGAGUCAUCUGGUCGCGGAGUCUGUGUGGAAAUCUGUUGAGUCAACUUGUUCAGUUACCGAGGAGCAGCUCUCCAUAUUGCAUUUCUUGUUUGGAAAGAACUUCGAGAGGGCAACAAGGAUAGUCGACCAAAGGGGUGUCAAGAGGAUCUCCGGUCAGCCUAGCGGACGUUCCAUCUUUCAGGUUCAUCGUCCUCCUUCCAUUUUAAAUUCAAUUUUACACAUGAUUGCGUCUUGCCCCACUUGGGUUUGGGGCAAAUUUAUCAGAAUGUUUGGAAAUCAGUCUGCUUUAAUUAAUUUAUUUUUUUCCUUGUUGACCCAAUUGAAAGAUGGAGAUGAUUAUUUUGAAGAUGGAUUCAGCACAUUCACCUGAUUUAGAAAGGGUUUGAACAGUGCCGCCAAUGGUCAACUGGUAUGAGCUUGAGACUUCAAGUUGGAGUUCUCAAGUUCAAACGUUGGGAUGGGUGGGGACGGAUUUGGGAAAGUAGAGGACUAUUUCCUCGUUUUAUACCCCAGUCAUUAGAAGUACCCAAAAAAAAAAAGAAAGGGUUUGAACCCUAGAGAUUUAGGCAAUGCUGUUUAACUAUAACCCAAGAAAAUUUACUAAGAAGACUAAGUUAUUUUCCUCAACAUUGUUUUUGAUUUAGGUUGUGGGAGAAUCAAGAAGGAAGGAGGAGUAUUUCUGUUUUGCUGAACACUAUUGUGCUUGUUAUUCAUUCUUUUAUGACAUUGUUAACAGAGGAGAACAGCUAUGUUGUAAGCAUCAAUUAGCCGCAAGGCUUGCUGCAUCAUUGGGAGCUUGUAUUGAAAUUAAGAUGUCUGAUGAACAGCUAGCACUGUUGCUUUCUGAACUCUAAAUCUCAAAUCUGCGGAGUUUGGUCUCAAGAGGAAGAGGUAAUGCCCGAGGGAAGAAAGAUUUUAAUAUGUUCAUUAGAUUUUUGGACAGAAUGUUUCCUGAUGUAAUAGUGAAUACUUCUGAACAUCACAUACUUCUUCACUUUUCUUAGAAACUUAGAAUAGUGUUCACUUGACGCUGAAGUUAGAGGU
This is a messenger RNA of Rubroshorea leprosula, 1186 nucleotides long. The record is from the annotation of a GenBank genome assembly. NCBI's taxonomy places the organism in Eukaryota, Viridiplantae, Streptophyta, Magnoliopsida, Malvales, Dipterocarpaceae.